Salvia miltiorrhiza (redroot sage) is the source of this 1040-nucleotide messenger RNA. Its product is annotated as biogenesis of lysosome-related organelles complex 1 subunit 1-like. The record is from RefSeq and is a predicted model, not a curated record. Gene Ontology annotation, biological process: endosomal transport. NCBI's taxonomy places the organism in Eukaryota, Viridiplantae, Streptophyta, Magnoliopsida, Lamiales, Lamiaceae. Gene Ontology annotation, cellular component: BLOC-1 complex. Bases 231 to 629 code for a protein of 132 amino acids. The transcript is spliced from 3 exons.
ACCACGGCCGCUAGGGCUCAAUUCCACGAUCAAAUCAAGGUUGCCUUUCGUCGUCCCCAAUUGAACUUAUUUUGCAUUUUCUAAUUAGAAGAUGAUAAUUGUGCGCAAGAUUAGGAUUAGAAUUCUCUGGACUCAAUGAUCAGAGAAAAUUGAUACGGUCUGCUUUUUUUUCUUUUCCUUCUAAAAAAGAAACUGUGAACGUUUGAUGAUUGCUAUGUGAAGCAGCGUCAAUGGAGCGAUCGCAUCAUGUGGAAGCGGGGAGUCUCGAAGCUUCUCUGCUUCAAAUGAUCAGCGAUCACAAUCAUGCCGCGAUUGAGCUACGGGAACGAACUGAGAAAGCGAAGAAAGAUGCUAUUCGGACUGCAAUCCGUGUGUCGGAUCUGCUCGUCAAAUCCGUUGAUGGUGGCGUGCGGGAGGUCUUCAUCAAUGAGGAGCGAAUUGAUAAGGAAAUUCAAGCACUGGCAGCAAGUAUUGUGCGAUUCUCAAAGCAGAAUGAUCAGUGGCUUGCAGCGUCUCAUGCUCUCAACACUGCUGUCAAGGAAAUCGGAGAUUUCGAGAACUGGAUGAAGACGAUGGAGCUCGACUGUAAAAGCAUUAGUGCUGCAAUCUGUAACAUUUACCAAACAUGACCUUCAAUGCUGUAUAUCAUUUUCCAAGACUCCAUGAGAGUAAAAACAUACAUUGAGGAGAAAGAAAAAACGAAAGAAUGAAUUGUUCAUAAAAAAAUUCUGUGCGGCAAUCAAUCCAUUUUAUUUUACAGUGUCAGGUCCUCUCAUUCUGUGCACCCUAAUCAUCAGCGUUUCGGUGAUAACACUCUUGAAGCAGGUUGAUGCAGCGAAUCUGAGAGCCAAGAGCCUCAUGGUCUCUUCUAGAAGUUUCUAGAAGUUCUUGUCAACGUGCUUCACAAUCCGUAUCAGUGUCUGAACUAGGGACAUCGUCAUUUGAAGUUUAUGAUCCGAACUUUGAAAUCUUCUAGAAAAAUGAUCUGAACUUUCGUUUAUUUUGGUUUGGAAUCGAGAACUCAAUGUUGGAAAGCUGAA